CCUCAUUGGUGCUGCUGUGAUUGAGAUGCCAAAAAAGUCCUCCAAGAUCGCCAGCUUCAUCCCCAAAGGGGGGAAGCUCAACAGUGCCAAGAAGGAGUCCGCCACCCCUACCCAGAGUGGGAUCCCCAAACCGGGAAUGAAGAGCAUGCCUGUCAAAUCCCCAAGUGCCCCUGCCCCUUCCAAGGAGGGUGAGCGGAACCGAGCUGGGAAGCCGAGCUCAGGGCUUCCCCAGCAAAAGCCCCAGCUAGAUGGCAGACACUCCAGCUCCUCCUCCAGCCUGGCAUCCUCAGAAGGAAAAGGCCCAGGAGCAACCACCCUGAAUCACAGCAUCAGCAGUCAGACUGUCAGUGGGUCUGUGGGGACCACCCAGACCACAGGAAGCAAUACUGUCAGUGUUCAGCUACCUCAGCCCCAACAGCAAUACAGUCACCCUAACACUGCCACGGUCGCACCUUUCCUGUACAGGUCCCAGACAGACACAGAAGGGAAUGUUACUGCGGAGUCGGGCUCAGCGGGUGUGAGCUUGGAGCCAAGCCACUACACCAAGAGUGGACAGCCUGCUCUGGAAGAACUCACUGGGGAAGACCCGGAGGCUCGACGACUACGGACGGUGAAAAACAUUGCUGAUUUGCGGCAGAAUUUGGAAGAGACCAUGUCCAGUUUACGGGGAACUCAGGUUACACAUAGCACCUUGGAAACCACAUUUGACACCAAUGUUACCACUGAGAUAAGUGGGCGCAGCAUCCUCAGCAUGACGGGAAGGCCAACCCCUCUUUCCUGGAGACUCGGCCAGUCCAGCCCCCGGCUUCAAGCGGGAGAUGCCCCUUCUCUGGGCAACGGGUACCCGCCUCGAGCCAAUGCCAGCCGGUUCAUCAAUACAGAGUCAGGCCGCUACGUGUACUCAGCCCCAUUGAGGAGGCAGCUGACUUCCAGGGGCAGCAGCAUCUGCCACGUGGAUGUCUCAGACAAGACGGGCCAGGACAUGGAGCUGGAGGGCAUCAGCAUGGAUGCUCCUGGCUACAUGAGUGAUGGGGACGUGCUGAGCAAGAACAUGCGCACGGAUGACCUCACAAGUGGGUACAUGACAGAUGGUGGACUUGGCCUCUACACGCGCCGCCUGAACCGGCUCCCAGAUGGCAUGGCUGUGGUGCGGGAGACACUGCAGAGAAAUACCUCCCUGGGCCUUGGAGAUGCUGACAGCUGGGAUGACAGCAGUUCCGUCAGCAGUGGGAUCAGUGACACCAUAGACAACCUGAGCACGGAUGAUAUCAACACCAGCUCCUCCAUCAGCUCCUAUGCCAACACACCUGCCUCGUCCCGCAAAAACCUGGAUGUGCAGACUGAUGCUGAGAAGCACUCGCAGGUGGAAAGGACUGCCCUGUGGCCUGGUGACGAUGUUAAGAAGUCAGACGGCGGGUCAGAUUGCAGCAUAAAGAUGGAGCCAGGAUCCAAGUGGCGGCGGAAUCCCUCGGACAUGUCUGACGAGUCGGACAAAAGCACAUCAGGCAAGAAGAACCCCGUCAUCUCACAGACGGGCUCAUGGCGGCGAGGCAUGACUGCUCAGGUGGGCAUCACCAUGCCACGGACGAAGCCUACCACCACGACAGGCACACUGAAGACCCCAGGAACUGGAAAAACAGAUGAUGCCAAGGUGUCUGAGAAAGGAAGGCUGUCUCCCAAAUCCUCCCAAGUGAAGCGUUCCCCAUCUGACGCAGGCCGCAGCAGUGGUGACGAAUCCAAAAAGCCCCUCUCCAGCAAUUCCAGGACACCUACUGCUAAUGCCAACAGCUUUGGGUUCAAGAAGCAGAGUGGCUCAGUGGCCGGUCUGGCCAUGAUCACUGCCAGCGGGGCCACGGUCACCAGUAGGUCGGCCACCUUGGGCAAGAUCCCAAAAUCAUCUGCACUUGUGGGUCGGUCGGCGGGUCGGAAGACGAGCAUGGACGGGAUGCAGAAUCAGGACGAUGGUUAUCUAUCUCUUAGCUCCCGGACAAAUCUGCAAUAUCGGAGUCUUCCGAGGCCUAGCAAGUCAACCAGUCGGAAUGGAGCUGGGAACAGGUCUAGUACCAGCAGCAUCGAUUCCAAUAUCAGCAGCAAGUCAGCGGGCCUGCCGGUGCCCAAGCUGAGAGAACCUUCCAAAACAGCCCUCGGCAGUUCCCUGCCAGGUUUGGUCAACCAGACCGAUAAAGAGAAAGGCAUCCCAUCGGACAGCGAGAGUGUGGCUUCCUGUAACUCAGUCAAGGUGAACCCUGCUGCUCAGCCAGUGUCAAGCACAGCUCAGGCUACUCUGCAGCCAGGGGCCAAGUACCCAGAUGUGGCCUCUCCAACUCUCCGAAGACUCUUUGGUGGAAAGCCUACCAAGCAAGUGCCCAUCGCCACAACUGAAAACAUGAAAAACUCAGUGGUCAUCUCCAAUCCUCAUGCUACCUUGACCCAGCAAGGGAACUUAGAGUCCCCCUCAGGCAGCGGUGUCCUGAGCAGUGGGAGCAGCAGCCCUCUCUACAGUAAGAACGUGGAUAUCAACCAGUCUCCACUAGCCUCCAGCCCCAGUUCAGCCCACUCGGGCCCCUCCAACAGCCUCACGUGGGGCACUACUGCCAGCAGCUCUUCUGUGGUUAGCAAGGACGGCCUGGGCUUCCAGUCUGUCAGCAGCCUCCAUACCAGCUGUGAGUCCAUUGACAUCUCCCUCAGCAGCGGAGGGGCUCUGAGCCACAAUUCCUCCACAGGCCUCCUCACCUCCUCUAAGGACGACUCCCUGACACCCUUUGUCAGAACCAACAGUGUGAAGACCACACUGUCAGAAAGGUAUACUCCCACCUCCCAGCUUCGCACACAAGAAGAUGCAAAAGAAUGGUUGCGGUCCCAUUCGGCAGGUGGCCUUCAGGACACUGCUGCCAAUUCCCCUUUUUCCUCUGGUUCCAGUGUGACUUCUCCCUCUGGAAUAAGAUUCAACUUUUCCCAGCUUGCGAGCCCCACCACGGUCACCCAAAUGAGCUUGUCCAAUCCUACCAUGCUGAGGACCCACAGCCUUUCCAACGCUGAUGGACAGUAUGACCCCUACACUGACAGCCGCUUCCGGAAUAGCUCUAUGUCCCUGGAUGAAAAGAGCAGGACCAUGAGCCGCUCAGGUUCUUUCCGAGAUGGGUUUGAAGAAGUGCAUGGGUCCUCCCUCUCCUUGGUUUCGAGCACAUCAUCGAUUUAUUCUACACCGGAAGAAAAGUGCCAGUCUGAGAUUCGCAAGCUACGGCGGGAGCUGGAUGCCUCCCAGGAGAAAGUCUCCGCUCUGACCACCCAGCUAACUGCAAAUGCACAUCUCGUGGCAGCAUUUGAACAGAGCCUUGGAAACAUGACCAUCAGGCUCCAGAGUCUGACCAUGACGGCUGAGCAGAAGGAUUCAGAGCUGAAUGAGUUAAGGAAAACCAUCGAGCUGCUAAAGAAACAGAAUGCAGCUGCCCAGGCUGCUAUUAAUGGAGUCAUUAACACACCAGAGCUCAACUGCAAAGGCAAUGGUACUUCGCAAUCUGCUGACCUCCGCAUCCGCAGGCAGCAUUCUUCAGACAGUGUCUCCAGCAUUAACAGUGCCACCAGCCACUCCAGCGUGGGCAGCAACAUAGAGAGUGAUUCCAAGAAGAAGAAGAGAAAGAACUGGUUACGCAGCUCCUUCAAGCAAGCUUUUGGGAAAAAGAAGUCUCCCAAGUCAGCAUCCUCUCAUUCAGACAUCGAAGAGAUGACCGAUUCUUCUUUGCCUUCUUCACCAAAGUUGCCACAUAAUGGAUCCACAGGCUCCACUCCACUGCUGAGAAAUUCUCACUCCAACUCUCUGAUUUCUGAGUGCAUGGAUAGCGAAGCCGAAACAGUCAUGCAGCUUCGAAAUGAGCUGAGAGACAAGGAGAUGAAGCUCACUGACAUUCGACUAGAAGCCCUCAGCUCAGCGCACCAGCUCGACCAGCUCCGGGAGGCCAUGAACCGGAUGCAGAGUGAAAUAGAAAAGCUGAAGGCAGAAAACGACAGGUUGAAGUCAGAGUCUCAGGGCAGUGGGUGCAGCCGAGCCCCCUCCCAGGUGUCCCUCUCGGCCUCCCCAAGGCAGUCCCUGGGUCUCUCCCAGCACAGCCUGAACCUCACCGAGUCGACCAGCCUAGACAUGUUGCUGGAUGACACUGGUGAAUGCUCGGCUCGGAAGGAAGGAGGCAGGCAUGUUAAGAUAGUUGUCAGCUUUCAGGAGCAAAUGAAGUGGAAGGAGGAUUCCAGACCACACGUCUUUCUUAUUGGCUGCAUUGGAGUCAGUGGCAAGACGAAGUGGGAUGUGCUCGAUGGGGUGGUUAGACGGCUGUUCAAAGAGUACAUCAUUCAUGUCGACCCAGUAAGUCAGCUAGGACUGAAUUCUGACAGUGUUCUCGGCUACAGUAUUGGGGAGAUCAAGCGCAGCAACGCUUCUGACACCCCCGAGCUGCUUCCAUGUGGCUAUCUGGUGGGAGAGAACACGACCAUCUCAGUGGCCAUCAAAGGGCUCACCGAGAACAGCCUGGACUCACUGGUGUUCGAGUCCCUCAUCCCCAAGCCCAUCCUUCAGCGCUAUAUCUCCUUGCUGGUGGAGCAUCGGCGCAUCAUCCUCUCUGGCCCCAGUGGCACUGGGAAGACCUAUCUGGCCAAUCGACUCUCAGAAUAUUUGGUGCUUCGAGAGGGCCGUGAGCUGGCAGAUGGCAUUAUUGCCACCUUCAAUGUGGACCACAAGUCCAGCAAGGAGCUGCGCCAGUACCUGUCCAACCUUGCUGACCAGUGUGCCAGUGAAAAUAGUGCUGGGGACAUGCCACUCGUCAUCAUCCUGGAUAACUUGCAUCAUGUCAGCUCCCUGGGUGAGAUCUUCAACGGGCUGCUCAACUGCAAGGACCACAAAUGCCCUUACAUCAUCGGCACCAUGAACCAGGCUACCUCCUCCACUCCCAACCUACAGCUCCACCACAACUUCAGGUGGGUGCUCUGUGCCAACCACACGGAGCCCGUGAAGGGAUUCCUAGGCCGGUUCCUAAGGCGGAAGCUCAUGGAAACGGAGAUCAGUGGGCGGGUGCGGAAUGUGGAGCUGGUAAAAAUCAUUGACUGGAUUCCCAAGGUCUGGCAUCACCUCAACCGCUUCUUGGAGGCACACAGCUCCUCGGACGUCACCAUAGGCCCCCGACUCUUCCUGUCCUGCCCCAUCGAUGUGGAUGGCUCCAGAGUGUGGUUCACUGACCUGUGGAACUACUCCAUCAUCCCGUAUCUCCUGGAAGCUGUCAGAGAAGGACUCCAGCUCUAUGGGAGACGGGCCCCCUGGGAGGAUCCUGCCAAGUGGGUGAUGGACACCUAUCCGUGGGCUGCCAGUCCCCAGCAGCACGAGUGGCCACCAUUGCUACAGCUCCGGCCAGAGGAUGUAGGCUUUGACGGCUACUCCAUGCCCCGGGAGGGGUCAACAAGCAAACAGAUGCCCCCCAGUGAUGCUGAAGGAGACCCGCUGAUGAACAUGCUGAUGCGGCUACAGGAAGCAGCCAACUACUCCAGCCCCCAGAGCUACGACAGUGACUCCAACAGCAACAGCCAUCACGAUGACAUCCUGGACUCAUCCUUGGAGUCAACCCUGUGACUUUCUCUUCUCCCCUUCCACCGCCAUCCUCUGCACCCUCCUGAAGAUGACCUCCUGAGCCAGCCCCCAGCCGCAGUCUGACAGCUGCAGGGUCACCUCCCAACCACCUCGUCCUCCAACCUGAUCCUGGUGCAGGGGUCCCAGACCAGCUUCCUUGGCACCACUGCUCCUUCCUAUCCUGAGCACUGCACUAUUUUCUGUUCUAUUCGAGUCAUCCUUUUUUUUUAUCAUGUGUUUUAUGUUUUGUUGUUUGUUUUUGCCUCGUUGCUGUGACCGCCCCUGAGACACUGAAAGAUGCUUCUUGGGACAUGGUGAUCACCUCUGACAUGCAAAGGAUUUUUAAAAAGCCAAUUAAAAGGACUCACUUGAAGCUCUGAAACCAAACAGCAUCCUGCCAGCUGCCACCCAGAGACAAACCAGACUGGAGUAAAGCUGGAGAGAGGGGCACAACCUCCAGACCCUUUGGGUCUGCUGCCAGAACCCCCAAGGCCAUUCCGGUCCAGGAGAACAGGUGCUGCCCAGGAUGUAGGCUUUGAACUGCCCAGGACAUGCCCCAAAGCUCCCGCACAGCGAACCCGAGGCCCAAACCAAGCCUGCUUUUUGUUCAGUUUUUCAAAUGGUGCUCCCCUUUCGUAGAGGCACUCUGCCCAUUCUUCCCAUCUGUCCACUCACCCCUUUGGGACACAACUCCUGGACAUGACCCAUCAGAGCGCAAGAGAAGGAGCGAGAGUGUCCCGCAUGUCGGCGUGGCCACCAGUGGAAACGCAGACAGCCGUGUUUCCUCCCCAGCCCGAGACAAAUCAGGUUUUCUUUUCUGCAAACACUGUGUGGGGUGAGAACGGUUCUACCUUAGAGAACUGCUUUCCCUCCCCAGUCCCCUAUCCUGAUCCCAGAACAAGGAGUCUCUCCCAUCCUGACUCUAAUCUGAAAGAUGUUUCCGAGCCCCUCUGGGUGAGAAUCAAUUCUUGGGUGGAAGGAAAAGCCACGGAAGCUGUUUGGGUUUGGUCCUGCUGAGUUUGGGUUUUCAGCUGUCCGCCCACCCUCACGUCGGGCACUCCGUGGGCCUUGCCUUCCCCUCUCGUCCUCCAGGCCGCACAGCUCUGCUCUCGACAGCACCUCAGGUGUGCCAGUCCCUGACCUCAGGGGAGGUGGUGAGAUCACCCGGGAGAAACCCUGCAUUUUCCUCAGAAACGACCAUCACGAUGCAACUCCACAGGGGCCCCCGCACCUGCCUCCAUCCCCAUGGGCCUGGCUGCCCUCUUCGGUGCUGACCUUCCCAAAGCGAUGCCUUACUGGUUUUGUACUAACCGUGUUCAUGGAUGCGUGUCGUGCCUGCCUGGGGUCCGUCAUUUUCUUUCAUUUCUGUUUUUUU
Messenger RNA from Suncus etruscus (white-toothed pygmy shrew), 6983 nucleotides. RefSeq names its product neuron navigator 2 (gene NAV2). The transcript has 30 exons. Gene Ontology annotation, biological process: nervous system development; neurogenesis. Gene Ontology annotation, molecular function: ATP binding; ATP hydrolysis activity. The record is from RefSeq and is a predicted model, not a curated record. Bases 26 to 5611 code for a protein of 1861 amino acids. NCBI's taxonomy places the organism in Eukaryota, Metazoa, Chordata, Mammalia, Eulipotyphla, Soricidae.